Schistocerca cancellata (South American locust) is the source of this 1251-nucleotide messenger RNA. RefSeq names its product DNA-directed RNA polymerase II subunit GRINL1A (gene Polr2M). Gene Ontology annotation, cellular component: nucleus. Gene Ontology annotation, molecular function: transcription elongation factor activity. The transcript is spliced from 4 exons. Lineage: Eukaryota; Metazoa; Arthropoda; Insecta; Orthoptera; Acrididae. The record is from RefSeq and is a predicted model, not a curated record. The coding region runs from base 144 to 1070 and encodes 308 amino acids. Gene Ontology annotation, biological process: transcription elongation by RNA polymerase II.
ACGAUGUAGGUAUCUCGAAAUUGGCGUCCUCGAAAACCGUGUUAUCGAUAUCGGUCAAGUAAACUAGUAUUUGUUUUGACUUUCUUGAAGAAUGGGUUAAACUGCUGUGUUGCGUUGUGACUUGUGAGUUGCAUGUUCGGGCCAUGUUCCAUGAUCGAAUAAUCAAGAGGAUACCUGGCAAAUUGCCUCCUGUAUCUGGAAAAGAAAAACAAGGACAUUUGGAUGAUUUGUCGACGAUUCCAUAUUCGCAAUUAUUGGACCUUAUUGCCAGACAGGAGAAACUUGUAUCCAAUAAGCCUUUCCUUAGCAAGUUACCCGAUAAAGGCAAAAAAAUACAAAAAUUUUUAAGUGCUUUGAAAGAAGAGCAGGCAAACAGGAAUGAAGUUGAAGAAGUUACCAGUGUUCUUGCUGACAUGAAAAUUGGAAGUGAUGAUGUGGAAUGGUCAGGCAGUCCCAGUUUAAAUGUUAAUGGUCAAAAGAAAGUAAGCCAAGAUGAAACAAGAAGGAAGAAUAUUUCAUCUUCAGAAGACUCUGAAUUUCAAAGCCAGGAAAAGCAAGAAAGAAAUCUAACAGCCAACCAAGUUGCAAGAGAGUUUGGAGAAGUACCCUAUGUAAAAAGUGUCAUACACAAGGUGGAAAAGCCUGAUACAGAAAAACAAGAACGUUUCAAACCAAACAUGUCAAAGAAAUCUGCAGAUAAGGAAGAGAAGCCCCAGAUACAAAAAACUAGACCCCAUUGGGAAGUCACUGCAGCCACACCUCCACCCUCAGUUUAUAAUGAUGUUAAGGUGUUAACCCUAGAGGAAUCACUUGCACUUCAGAAAGAACAGUUAUUGAGAUUAAAGGAGGCACAAGUGAAGCAGGCACAAGAGCGCUUAGCUGAACAGUGUGGUAACAUGGGUCUCAAGUUAUCCAAUAUAAGUGGACAGAUGCUUUACCGUCAGAGGCGGGAGUCAUUGAGUGACAGUUCUAAUACUGACAGUGGUGAUGAAGAAAAGCAAGCAUUCGAAGAAGAGGAAGAAGAACAUGAAAAUGAUGUAGCAGUUAUCGUGUCAUUAAUAGACAGUUAAAUUGUUUCAUGGAUUUUCCUUGUAAGUGACACUGUGCAACAUCUGUGAUCAGUAAAUAGUUGAUGUAAUAUUAUUUCCAUUUUUAUUGUAUAAUAAUACAAAUAUUUUAUGCUGAAUGUUUAAAUAAAGUGCAUGGUUUAUAUUGACUUUCGGUAUUAAAAUUUUGAAUACUUAAAACGUA